This is a messenger RNA of Dermatophagoides pteronyssinus (European house dust mite), 1599 nucleotides long. RefSeq lists its product as uncharacterized. NCBI's taxonomy places the organism in Eukaryota, Metazoa, Arthropoda, Arachnida, Sarcoptiformes, Pyroglyphidae. The record is from RefSeq and is a predicted model, not a curated record.
UUUAAAUAAUAAUAUUUAUUUAAUAUCAAAUUCUUUAAGUAAAAUUGCCAUUAUAGAUGCAUUAGCUUUAUCAAAAUUGGAUCAUACUUUUUCAAUUAAAUUUUUUAUGUUUAAAGAUUUUUUUCUUUGUCAAUGGCAAGAAAUAAUAAUGACACAAAUUGAAUGGAUUAUUGGUACAUCAGAUAAUGUUCAACAAUCAAAAAAGAAACAAAUCGAAUGUAGAACAUUUAUCAAACAAACAUUCAAACAAACAAUUGGUAUUUCAUUGAUUAAUAAUAAUUUAUAUAUUUCAACAAGUAAAAAUGUAAAUCAAAUAAUUAUAUUUGAAAAUGUUAUCGAAAAUGAUGAUGAUAGUAUUAUACUUGGAAAAUAUGGUUAUUUAUCGAAAAUAACCAAUACUGGUUUCGGAAAUGUAUGGAAACAAAUGUCAUGUACAAAAAAUUUGUAUUAUGAAAAUCCUGAUCAUGAUACAAAUGAUGAUAAUUAUGUUCAUCCAUUCUCAUUGUCAAUGUUGAAUACAACAUUGAAAUGUAGUUCUGAAUCCAAACAAUUUUAUUCCGGUUUAUUAUAUGGUGAAAUAUUUGGUUAUUCAAUACAAUUAUAUUGGCAAACAACAAUCAAAACACAGCCAUGUACAAUUAUUGAAAUACAUUAUACAAAUAUGGACAAUAAUAAUCCUGAUCAACAACAGAAUAAUUAUCAUUUUAUUGAAAUUACUGGACAAAAUGAAUUCUAUAAAUUAAUAAUGUUAGAAGAAAAUGAACAACAAGUGUAUGUAUGGCGUAGAAAACCUGACCAUAAAUAUGUUGAUUAUAUUGGUCAAUUAUGUUGGUCAUCAAAUGAUCGUAUUCGUAUUGUUUACAAUUACAAACAUGAUGAAUGUCAAAAUACCAUAGAAUUAUCAAUGAAAAUUUCAUAUGGAUUUAUUGGUAAAAUUAAUAAACUAUAUCUAGUAUCAUUAUCAAAUAAUGAAAUAUUGAUUAUUGAUGGAGAUUUAUUACAAAAUGUAAUUUAUGAUAAAUGGUAUUCAAUACGUACUAAAAGUAUUGAGCAAUUUUUUCAGUGUCAACCAUCAGGGAAACCAUCGGAAACAGUGACAACAUCAAGAUCACAGAGAGAAAGAACAACACCAAGAUCACAGAGAGAAAAAACAACAUCGAGACGACAGCGAGAAAAGACAACACAUAAAGAAGAUACAAUUACAUCAAAUCCAUCUUUUACAAUUACUACCGAAGAUCAUGAAUUGACUCAUGAUUCAAAACAUCAGGAAAAAGGUAAAUCAUCAUUAUUUUGGAUUUUAUUGGCAUUCAUAUUGUUGAUCAUUGGCUUUCUUUGUUUCACAAUGUUACCAUCAAAACAUCAUCGAAAACAUCAUCAUCAUAAUCAUCAUCAUGUUCAUAAACAUAAACGUGGUCCUAAUGAUAAAAAACAUUAUCCAAUAAAAAUAAUACCAAACAACAAUCCCAAACGAAAACAAAAUCGAAAUCGUCGCCAAGAACGUUAUCGAAAGUUGAAUUUUGUAUCAUUAGAAAGACGUGGCUGAACAAAUUAAUAAUGACAUAUUUCUUAACAUAUUACAUAAAUUGAACAAUAAAAUAU